CCCCCCUCUCCUCCGCCAUGGAAGGUUUCGACGACUCCUUCUAUCAGGCACACUAUCCCAUACAGGACCCCCAACUGGGUCCUCCCUCCGAUCAUCCUCACGCCCAGCAAAAUUCUCUCCUUCCGCUAGCUUACCCCAAUUCCGAUCAGUUUCAACCGGGAACUUUUCCCUACCAAUCGCACCCCUCAGAUUUCUUGUCCAACGGUGCCCCUGGUGCCCUAAUCCCAUCCCAUCCAAAUGCAUUGGCUCUGCAUCAAUCCGGUCUGCAUAGCCACCACCCGGCCCCGUCCAGGACACCCGGUCUGGGAAGCCGAAUCGCAAAUGCCUCGAUGCAUGCCUACGAUCCGAUGUCUUUCCCGGGCCACGGCAUGGUCAUGAGCAUGGAAGCAGCAAAUAGCUUCGCUUACGAUGCCUCCACUUUCCAUACAACCGGCGCUUUAGAUCCCAAUCUCGAUCGCCAUCCUACUGUCCAGCGCCCCCCUUUGCCUACCCAUGUCAUUGAUCUAGAUCCUCCCGUUCUUGCUGCAUAUUCCAUUCCCCGGAAUCAAUCGGCUCUCGCCACCACAUACUGGGCUCCGCCUGUAGCUCAGGAUCUAAGCACUCCCGUACAACCUGCAGUCGCCGCCGCCUCCGCCGCCCCCGCCGCUGCCAGGCCUCCCGCCGAAACCCCCUCCACAUCGACGGCCCGCCCCGCGCGGCGUGCUGGUGCUGCUGCACAGGCGGAAGUGCAACAGCAGCCCUACGGGCAAGCCUCGAAUACCACCGUAUCCCAUCGAUUCAUCCAGCCAAAGCGGCCUUCACCAAAGGCAGCCGUACCGCCUCGGGCCAAGACAGAAGUGGGUAGCGAGUCUCCAUAUUCCAGCAUUUACUCCAGCAGUGGCUUCGAUAUCUUGGGCAUAUUGGCUCAAGUAGUGUCCCGGCCGGAUGCCAAGAUAAAUAUUGGUGCGGUGGACUUGUCCUGUGCCUUUGUGCUCUGCGAUAUCACCCAGGAUGACCAUCCCAUUGUGUACGUCUCGGAAGCGUUCGAGCGGCUCACUGGUUACACCAAUGAUGAGAUCGUGGGCCACAACUGUCGGUUCCUGCAAGGUCCCGACGGUGUGGUGUACCAGGGCAUGCCGCGGAAGUUUGUCGAUGAGAACACCGCCUUUCGCUUCCGGUCAACCAUCGAGGAUCGGGCUGAAAUUCAGGCCAGUAUCAUCAACUACCGAAAAGGUGGACAACCUUUCGUGAACUUGGUUACCAUGAUUCCGAUUCGAUGGGGUGGCCCGGAUUACCGCUUUUACGUCGGCUUUCAGGUCGAUUUGGUCGAACAGCCCGACGCUGUCACCCGACGAAACCCCAAUGGCACGUACAUGAUCAAUUAUCAACGCAGUCAAUUGCCCAACUACGUAGUCCCGUCUCCGGAGAUGUACCGAGUCAACCCGGAGCUGAUUACUAUGUGGGCUCCGGAGCAGGUGUCGACAAUUCUCGACAGCCUAAACGGCUCUAUGCCCAUCUAUCGAGAAUUACUGGAUCGAGUUUUGGUGGAAAACACGGACGAUGUCAUUCAUGUGCUUUCGUUUGAGGGUGAAUUCCUCUAUCUGUCCCCGUCUUGUCCCAAGGUCUUGGAAUAUGACGCGGUAGAACUAGUUGGGAAGGGCUUGUCCACCGUCUGCCAUCCGAGUGACAUCGGUCCUGUGAUUCGCGAACUCCGUGCCUGCAUUACUCCCGAGCCAGUGAGUGUGGCGUACCGCAUCCGGAAGAAACAUAGUGGAUAUGUCUGGUUCGAAAGCCACGGGUCGUGGCACAUCACCGACCGCGGACGGCAAUACAUGGUUCUGGUGGGUCGUCCCCGGGCCGUGUACAGUCUUGAUCAUGUUGCUGUCGUUGGCCGUGGAGGCUUGGCAGAGAACGACCUUUGGGCUAAGCUGUCGAUGUCCGGAAUCGUCCUCUAUGUUUCAUCGAAGACGCGGCCGGUGCUAGGUCGGUUGCCGGAAGACCUGAUUGGUAAGAGCAUUCAGGACCUAAUGGGAGCGGACACGCGACCACAGGCCUUGCAGGCGCUCGAGGCAGCGAGGGGUGGCCAACAGGUUUCGUUCAACCACAAGAUCCGUCACCGCAAGGGCCACAUGCUCCCGGUGCAGACGACGCUUUUACCCGGCGAUGCAAAAGAAGGGGCCCCGCCUUCUUUCCUGGUGGCGCAGUUACGCUUCCCAAAGAUGUCCACGCCCGGGGCAUCUGACGAACCGGGUUCAUCAACUGACCUGGGGCUCGCGCCAACCGGGGUGGACUUAUCCGGGCUGGUGGGAACCAACCGGCUGCCAGCGGGCAAUCAGCAAUUAGCCUCGUUGGAAGAUAAUACGCUGUUCACGGAGCUGGCGCCCACGCGGGGUUCCAGCUGGCAGUUCGAACUGCGGGAAUUGGAGAAGCAGAACCGCACCCUGUCGGACGAGAUGCAGCGGUUGAUCACACGGCGGAAGAAGCGCAAGCGCAAGCAGAGCACCAUUGUGGUGGAAAAGAGCUGCUCGAUGUGCCGGGCAAAGACCACCCCGGAGUGGCGGCGGGGACCCAGUGGCAACCGGGACCUUUGCAACAGCUGUGGACUGCGCUGGGCGAAGCAGGUGCGGAACGCGGCUCAGGCGACGGCCGGCGCGGUCCGCCCGGGCGUGACCUCAUGAUGAGUGAUGAAUUGUUUCGUUGUAUUUGUGGAUCCUUCUAGCGGUUGCUGCUUGAGUUUCUGGAUAGUCUUCUGAGCAUUUCAUUCCUGAGAUACCAUUUGUGAGUAGGAUGGCUUGGCCUGGCCUCCAAGGGGCGUGUGCGGUUUUAUAUGGAAUGAUUGAUUAAUUAUGAGGGAAAUGGAUGGAUGUGCAUUGCUGCGGGCGGCGUUUUCUUUUGGUUGGGUGCGAUGAAUUUGAAUUGUAUACUACUAAGAAGGGUUUGACUUGGAUAUCAAAUUGUGGCGGAACCUGCAGAAAGCUGAGAAGGAAAGCGUUUCGGACUCUUCGAUGACUUGUCAUUACAGUUGAGUGUCUAGUCUGUAUAGCAAAUGACACCUGAAUAUACUUCAAGC
Molecule: messenger RNA, 3049 nt
Organism: Aspergillus brunneoviolaceus CBS 621.78
Lineage: Eukaryota; Fungi; Ascomycota; Eurotiomycetes; Eurotiales; Aspergillaceae
Gene: lreA
Product: GATA transcription factor LreA
Exons: 4
Coding region: 18-2657 (879 amino acids)
Biological process (GO): regulation of DNA-templated transcription
Cellular component (GO): nucleus
Molecular function (GO): sequence-specific DNA binding; zinc ion binding; protein binding
Source: RefSeq, a predicted model, not a curated record